GGAGGAGGGGUUUAAAGCGAGGGGAGGGGGGGUUUCGCCCUACGCCCGUCUCGGAGCCGAAGACUUUUCACCAUGAGUGUGGAUUGGAUUGGCUUUGGUUAUGGGUUGGUCGUGGCUCUUGGCGGUAUCAUAGGAUAUAUUCGCAAAGGAAGUAAAAUCUCAUUGGUUGCUGGCCUUUUCUUUGGCUUGCUGGCUUGUUAUGGAGCAUAUUGGGUAACGCAUGAUCCCAAAGAUGUAAAGAUAUCAUUAUUCACAGCUUUUAUACUUACCACUAUAAUGGGAGUGAGGUUUAAAAGGACCAAGAAACUAAUGCCAGCUGGAAUCAUAGCAGGUCUCAGCCUGGUGAUGGUUGUGAGGCUUGUUUUCCGGCUCAUAUGAGAAAAGAGGCACUUUCAGAUGUCCACGGAAUCAUUGAAUUAUGGAUGUUCCUUCUGAAAGAUCAGCCAUUUUGGUUGUGAUUAUGAUGACAUAAAGGCAAGGUUAUUCCAGAUGGACUCAGAAAUCCAUUCAUUCCUUAGGUGUGUGGGGUUGCAUUCUUUAAUGUUUUAAGUAACAUUUUUUUGAUUUAUGUCUUUUUGAGACCAAUGACUAACUUGGCCUUUUAAUUAUUAUUUUAAUUUGUGGGAUAAAUUUUCAAUGUAUGCUUUAUUCUCCCUGGAAUGAAUAGAAGCCACAGGACUUUUAAAACUCAGGUUUGUCAUAUAUGGUAGCAUCUAAUAAAGUCAUACCCAGUCCUGGAUGAUGGUAAUUUCAUAGUUCAAGAUUUGGAAUAAUACAAAUUUAUGUAUAUGGAUUAUAUUGGAUUUCUAUCUUUGUAAGCCACCCAGAGUCACUGAGAGUGAGUUGGGUGACCAUAUAGAUUUUCAUAAAUAAAUAAAAUAAAUAAACCAAACAAUAAAUAAAUAUUAUAUUUCAGUUCCAUUAAAAUAUUAAUGAAUUCUGUAUUAAUUUCUUAUAAUACUAAAAAAUUAGCUCCAAAACAGGUCUUGCUUCUGUCUUGAAAUGCAAACAAAUACCAUAUUAAAAAUAAAAACACUUU
Molecule: messenger RNA, 1039 nt
Organism: Protobothrops mucrosquamatus (brown spotted pit viper)
Lineage: Eukaryota; Metazoa; Chordata; Lepidosauria; Squamata; Viperidae
Gene: TMEM14A
Product: transmembrane protein 14A
Exons: 5
Coding region: 73-378 (101 amino acids)
Biological process (GO): regulation of heme biosynthetic process
Cellular component (GO): mitochondrial membrane
Source: RefSeq, a predicted model, not a curated record